AUGGCACAGCUGCCUCUGCUCAAGUUCGUCCAGAUGCUGCCUGCUGCAUCGCCAUGUGCCAGCCUGGAACGCCUGGAUAUUGUCAACAAGAACCUGAUUGGUCGCUUAGAUGAGCUUUCACCAGAAUUGCUGGCCUUUCAACUCGGAAAGCUGACGCCGAGUCUCCGCGAGCUGAGCCUUCGCCAAAGAUUCGCUGCGGAGUACGUUCCUGGUCGUAUCACCGCUCUGCCUUUCACUUCUCUAACUCUCUUGGAGAGCCUGACGCUCUUCGAGUGUAACCGGCUUUCCAGCCUGCCGGAGGAGAUUGGAUGCCUGCAUGCCCUGAAGACUCUCGUGCUGCACAGGCUGCCACUCGUGGCCCUCCCGGACUCCCUCUGCCACCUGCCUUCCCUUGAGACAUUCCUCCUCAUCCAAUGCAUUACCAGCCCGCAGGUCCUCCAGCUGCCUGCAGAUUUCUGCUGCCUCACGUCCCUCCAAACCCUCGCCAUUCUGAGGAUGCCGCGGGUGAGGCUUCCAGAGAACAUUGACGUCUCCGUGCUGCCUUGGCUGAGAAAGCUCUCCUUGAAGCUGGUUGGUGCGGAGGAGAGGAUGGCUGUGGGCAGCAGCUUGGCGCGCGUGAAGCAGGUGGAGGUGGCGCUGCAGGAGGAGGCUGUGGAGCUGCCCUUGUCCCUUGCGCUGCUCCCCCAGCUGCACACGCUGGUCAUGUGGAACGCGGGGAAGAUGCAGCGGCUUCCAAGCGACAUGGGAUGGGCUGUGCCGCAGCUGAGGGUUCUGCAGAUCCACUGUGCGCGGGAAUUGAGGGAGCUGCCGGACAGCAUUGGCGCUGCAUCCCGCCUGCGCCAGCUGCACCUCUUAGACUGCCCCGCUCUGCACCACCUGCCUGCUUCCCUCACGCACCUCUCAUGCCUCCACGAGCUGCAUGUGGAAAACAGCGGCCCGCGCUGCCUUCCUUCAGGUAUUGCACAGUUGACCAGGCUGCGCAGUCUUAGCUUGCAUGGCUGUGUGGAGCUGCAGGGUCUUCCAGACGAUCUCACGGAGCUGAAAAUGCUGCAAUACUUGGGCAUUAAGAAUUGCAGCAAGGAUGUGUGGGGUGGGUGGGACGCAUCCAGCUCCAUGUCAUCCUCAUCCUUUUACGGAUCGCGGCUCCAUGCGAAGCCGUCUUCCCUCCCGGCGCAAAGAAAUGCCGCUGGAGCGGUUACAGUUCGCGCUGACAUGUGGAAGAAGCUCGGUGGCCGAGGACUGAUCAGGGAGGACAUUUUGAAGAGCGAUAAAGCCAAUGAGGUUUUGUGGAAUCAGCCAGCAAGACCCGGGAAGGACACGACGAAAGAGAAGCUGCCGAUCGACAAGGAACUCGUUGAGGGCUUCGACAAGGAGCUCAAUGGCCUGACCGGCGGCUUUCCUGGUGGCGAGAAGGGGCUCGCUACAUUCCUGAAAAACAACCCGCUGCCAGCCAAAUACGCAGCGGCUUCCUCGGAGCUCGCUAACGUUCAAAAGCGGUUGUCUGAAGCUGCAGCUGCCAUCGCUUCCUCCGUUCCCAAGCCCCUUGCGCCGCCGUUGCUUAUGCCUGGCAUGACUGUCAAGGUUAUCAAUCCUAGGGACGCCUACUACCAGUACUCUGGCAUUGUCCAAAGACUGACUGAUGGGAAUGUCGCAGUGUUGUUCGAGGGUGGCAACUGGGACAAGCUCGUGACCUUCCGGCUGUCUGAGUUGGAAAGGACAAAGAAGGGACCUCCUGGCUCUAACCCUAAGUCCGCGUCCCUUCAGUCAGACCCCGCCUUCCAGAAGUAG
This is a messenger RNA of Closterium sp. Naga37s-1, 1788 nucleotides long. Lineage: Eukaryota; Viridiplantae; Streptophyta; Zygnematophyceae; Desmidiales; Closteriaceae. The record is from the annotation of a GenBank genome assembly.